Messenger RNA from Tarenaya hassleriana, 6169 nucleotides. Its product is annotated as formin-like protein 20. The record is from RefSeq and is a predicted model, not a curated record. NCBI's taxonomy places the organism in Eukaryota, Viridiplantae, Streptophyta, Magnoliopsida, Brassicales, Cleomaceae.
CUCUCUCCUCGAUCGAUCGAAAUCGAUGACUCGUUAACUCGGACGAUUCCAAUAUUGAAAGCUGCGUACCUUAAAAAAAUAAAUAAACCCUUCAAAGAAGUUUUUAUUUUUAUUUUUAAUCUUCUUCGCCAAUUGCCGGAAGAAUCUUCAGAAUAUCGCUUCUUCAUCUUCUUCGUCUAGAAUUCUUUGAUUCUACUGUUACUUCCUUCUUACUAUUCGAUCAGCUUCUUUUUAUCAUCCUCUGUUUCCCUCUACAGCAUUUUUUUUGUUCCCACGCUGGAUGAGGUUUCAAUUGUUUUUCCCAUUUCAUUCGGCAUUGUGCUCGGAUCGAUUGAUUUGACACGAGUUUUCUGGAAUUCUGCAAUUGGGUUUGCGUCAUUCCCUGUAUUUCGACCUGGGUUUGUUCCAAAUUUGAUUUUUUUCUCUGGUGGAGAGGAGGAGUUUCUUCGAUUGGACCUUCUAUAUUUGGAGAUUCGGGGAUGUUUUGCUGGGUCUAUUAGGGUUUGCAUCUGAGUUGGAAAAGAAGGAAGAGGAUCUGGGGUUUAGGUCAACAGAAUCACGGCAACGAGGAUGAUCUUCUUGUGGGUAUACUAAAUCGACGGUUUGGAUACGAUCGGAGGAGAGACAGCGCCAUCAGAUGGCGCUGUUCCGACGCUUCUUCUAUAAAAAGCCUCCAGAUCGGCUUCUCGAGAUCUCCGAGCGUGUCUAUGUUUUCGACAGCUGUUUCUCCUCCGACGUUUUGGGAGAAGAUGAGUACAAGGUGUACUUGGGCGGUAUUGUAGCACAACUACAGGAUCAUUACCCAGAUGCUUCUUUCAUGGUGUUCAACUUUAGAGAAGGGGAAAAGCGGAGUCAAAUUUUAGACAUAUUGUCUCAAUACGACAUGACGGUAAUGGAUUAUCCUCGGCCAUACGAGAGCUGUCCAGUGUUACCUCUGGAAAUGAUUCAUCACUUCCUACGGUCAAGCGAAAGCUGGUUGUCAUUGGAGGGUCAGCAGAAUGUGCUGUUAAUGCAUUGUGAAAGAGGAGUAUGGCCUAUUCUUGCCUUUAUGCUAUCGGGACUUUUAUUGUACAGAAAGCAAUAUAACGGUGAGCAGAAGACACUUGAAAUGGUUUACAAGCAAGCUCCAAAGGAACUUCUUCAUCUUUUGUCUCCUUUGAACCUGCAGCCUUCUCAACUAAGAUAUCUUCAGUACAUUUCAAGAAGAAAUCUGGGUUCUGAUUGGCCUCCUCUAGACACACCUCUUCUUUUGGAUUGCCUGAUUCUUAGAGAUCUUCCACGUUUUGAAGGGGGAAAGGGUUGCAGACCAAUUGUACGAGUUUAUGGUCAGGAUCCUAAAGCACAAUCCAACAGGAGUUCCAUUCUUCUCUUUUCCACUCCAAAAACAAAGAAGCAUGCUCGCCUCUACCAACAGGAAGAGUGUACCCUGGUGAAAUUGGAUAUUCAUUGUCGUGUUCAAGGGGAUGUUGUGCUUGAAUGUAUACACUUGCAUGAUGAUUUUGUGCACGAGGAGAUUGUGUUCAGAGUCAUGUUUCACACGGCGUUUGUGCGAGCUAAUAUUUUAACACUCAGUCGUGAUGAGAUAGAUACUCUUUGGGAUGCGAAGGAUCAGUUCCCAAAGGAUUUUAGGGCAGAGGUGAUAUUCACGGAUGCCGAUGCCAUUGUGUCUGCUAUCACAACAGCCCCACCGUCAGAAGAUGAGAGCGAUAUGGACGUGGCUUCACCUGAUGAAUUUUUUGAGGUGGAGGAGAUUUUCAGCAGUGUGGUUGAUGGGAUAGAGCAUAAGGGAGACUCAGAUAGUUUUGUAGUUGUUGAUGCUGCUUCAGAUGAUUCAGAGGGUAAAGAAAUGUGGAAGGAGGACAUGGAGCCCCAUGCAUUUCUAGAUUGCGCAUCUGAUGAUUCAAAUCAUAAACUUCAUGCAGAUUCUAGCACAGAUUUGGUUAAGGAUAUUACUGUUGAUGAUGUGAAGUACAGGUCAGAUGGGAAGGCAGAUUCUGAUAUUGACUCGGUGAAGGAUAUAGGAGUAGAUGAUGGUGAUAUGCAGCGAAAUGAAAGCACAGUGGAGUUGAAGAAAAAUGAUUCUGGAACAGAACAAAUCCAAGGGAAAGGUGAUGGAGAAGGCAAUGCUUUGCAGAAGGAUGUAGAAUCUAGAGCUCAGAAAACAUAUACCAUUCUCAACAAACUGAAAUCUGAAAAAACGCAAUCUACAGCCAGGAAACAAGUUGGAACAGAUGAUAAAACAAAUGCUGAUACAAUCAAGCAGAAGUCUAAGCUGCAAGAAACUCAGGGUCCUAAUGUAAGGAUGGCUAAGCCAAAUACAGCAUCCCAGUGGAUCCCCUCGAAUAAGGGCUCAUAUAAAGAUUCAAUGCAUGUGUCGUAUCCCCCGACGAGAAUUAACAGUUUACCUGCUACACUUACCAGUUCUAUCAAGGAUUGGAAAAGAGCUUCAUCUCUUGAUGGGGUGGUUGUUCUGAAGGAUGCUAAGGCAAAAUCUUUGAGAGCUAGCGUUUCUGCUCCAGAGAUGCGGAGUCGGUCUCCGAUUUGUUCGUCACGCGGUCCUGUCGCAAAGGAAAAGACCUCUUCUACACCUUCUUUAGUGCAGACCCCUCCGCCUCCGCCUCCGCCUCCGCCUUCACAUCUACCUUCUCUAGCUAGUAAGAUGACAUCAGUUCUUCAAUAUUCACUAGCAGCUACAUCACCUCCACCUCCUCCACCGCCACCUCCGGUUUGUGGGAACUUGGCUUCCAGAGUUGCUGCUCCGCCCCCUCCUCCUCCACCCCCACUAUACUCUUCAUUGAGCCAAAUUGGAGUCCAAUUUAAACCAUCUCAGGCUUCCCAACCACCGCCUCCCUCUCCACCUCCACCUCCACCUCCACCUCCACCUCCACCCCUACACCCACACCCGUUAGCAUCCGAGAGGCUGAAUAGUGGAAUCAUGGUGCCUCUAGCACCAACACCACCACCACUUUGGAAAUCUGUGCAUGCUUCAUUUUUUCCAACUCCAGCGACUAUAUCCCCUUCUACCCCUCCACCUCCACCUCCACCUCCACCCCCACACCCGUUAGCAUCCGAGAGGCUGAAUAGUGGAAUCAUGGUGCCUCUAGCACCACCACCACCACCACUUUGGAAAUCUGUGCAUGCUUCAUUUUUUCCAACUCCAGCGACUAUACCCCCUUCUACCACUCCACCUCCACCACCCCCUCCACCUUUUACCUCAUCGAUUAAUACAAAAGCAAAUGCAACUCAAGUUCCCUCUCCCCCUCCACCUCUGGUAUAUGGAUCUGCAGCACCUCCUCCACCCCCUCCUCCUCCCUUUAAUCAUAUUGGUUCAGCCCCUCCUCCUUCAACGGAUUACACAGCUCCAUCUCCACCUCCUUUACAUGGUUCUCCCCCUCCACCACCUCCCCCUCCUUCAAUUGGAUCUUCACCUCCUCCACCACCGCCUCCCCCCCUCCCCCCGCCACCACCACUUAGAUAUGGAGCCCUAUCUCCACCUCCACCUCCACCUCCACCUCAUUUUCGUGGACCUCCUCCUCCACCACCUCCCCCUCCUUCAAUUGGAUCUUCACCUCCUCCACCACCGCCACCACCACUUAGAUAUGGAGCCCUAUCUCCCCCUCCACCUCCACCUCCACCUCAUUUUCGUGGACCUCCUCCUCCACCACCUCCCCCUCCUUCAAUUGGAUCUUCACCUCCUCCACCACCGCCACCACCACUUAGAUAUGGAGCCCUAUCUCCACCUCCACCUCCACCUCCACCUCAUUUUCGUGGACCUCCUCCUCCACCACCUCCCCCCUUGAGUGGAGGUGGACUCCCCCCUCCACCACCUCCCCCUUCUGCAACUGGAUCUUCACCUCCUCCGCCACCGCCGUCUCCACUUAGACCUGGAGCCCCACCUCCACCUCCACCUCCACCUCCAGUGAGUGGUGGUGGUGGUCCACCUCCGACUCCUCCUUUGUUGCGUGGAGGCCCUCCUCCACCACCUCCUAUGAGCAAAGGAGGGCCGACACCUCCACCACCUCCUAUGGGCAGGGGAAGGCCGCCGCCACCACCACCUCCUAUGGGCAUGGGGGGACCGCCGCCUCCACCACCUCCUAUGGGCAAAGGAGGACCGCCGCCUCCACCACCUCCCGGUGGCCGUGGACCUGGUCCACCUCCACCUCCAGGUGCACCAAAACCUCCUGGAGUUGGAGGUGCAAUUGAUCCGAGGGGUGCGGGAAGGGGGCGUGGCCUUGCACGUCCUGGAUUAGGAGCUACAGCAAUGAAAAGAUCUUCUUUGAAGCCAUUACACUGGAGUAAAGUGACAAGGGCCUUGCAGGGAAGCUUGUGGGAAGAAUUACAGAAACAUGGAGAAGUACAAACAGCGCCAGAAUUUGACGUAUCAGAGAUAGAGACUCUUUUCUCUGCUACGGUGCCAAAACCUGUUGAUAAAUCUGGAGGCCGACAGAAGUCAGUUGGGGCGAAACCUGAAAAGGUUCAUCUGAUUGACCUUAGAAGAGCCAAUAACACGGAAAUUAUGCUUACCAAAGUUAAGAUGCCGCUGCCUGAUAUGAUGGCUGCAGUUCUGGCAAUGGAUGAUUCUGUUUUAGAUGUUGAUCAAGUUGAGAAUCUUAUAAAAUUUUGCCCAACUAAGGAGGAGAUGGAACUUCUUAAGAACUACACUGGUGACAAGCAGACCUUGGGAAAGUGUGAACAGUACUUCCUGGAGUUAAUGAAGGUGCCUCGAGUAGAAUCAAAACUUCGAGUGUUUUCUUUCAAGAUUCAGUUCGGCACUCAGAUAACAGAAUUCAAGAAAAGUUUAAAUAUUGUAAAUUCUGCAUGUGAUGAGGUUCGAAAUUCACAAAAACUGAAAGAAAUUAUGAAGAAGAUUCUUUACCUUGGGAACACAUUGAACCAAGGAACUGCCAGGGGCUCUGCAGUUGGAUUCAAGCUGGAUAGUUUAUUGAAAUUAACCGAUACACGAGCUGCUAACAGCAAGAUGACUCUCAUGCAUUAUCUUUGCAAGGUCCUUGCUUCCAAGGCACCGUCUCUGCUGGACUUUCCAAAGGAUCUUGGCAGUCUUGAGGCGGCUACGAAGAUACAACUGAAAUCUUUGGCCGAGGAAAUGCAAGCUAUAAUCAAAGGGUUGGAGAAAUUGAAGCAAGAGCUUUCCGCGUCGGAAAAUGAUGGCCCUGUUUCUGAUGUUUUUCGUAAAACGUUGAAGGAGUUCAUUGCUGUUGCCGAUAAAGAGGUGACAUCAGUCACGAAUCUAUACUCUGUAGUGGGCAGAAAUGCCGAUGCACUUGCGCUCUAUUUCGGGGAGGAUCCUGCUCGUUGUCCAUUCGAGCAAGUUACUGCAACCCUCUUGAAUUUUUCGAGGUUGUUCCAGAAAGCACACGACGAUAAUGUCAAGCACGCCGAGCUGGAGAGGAAGAAAGCAGAGAAAGAGGCAGAGAUGGAGAAGGCCAAAGGGGUCAAUCUCACUAAGAAAGCCGUAGAUAGCUGACAACUACUGAAUCUCAUCACCCCCAUUCCAAUGGGAAGGAACCGCCCUCUUUCCAUGGUUCUGUUCAGGGACCUCUCCCAAGUCAGUCUCUUCCGCACUGGUCUGACUACGAAAACCGGCGGCUAGUUUCGUGGCUGUUCCUCGAGGCACAUGAACACAAACACCAAAAGGCCUGGCUCUGCCUGCUCUCGAGGUUCCAGAGAGACGUUUCUUGGAUGGAACUUGAUGAGAAACGAUGAUCUUGAUCUUGACCCUCUUCUGGAUGGAUUUCGCAGGCACAUCUGUAAGGCCGGCCCCUCGGGGGUCAGAAAAGGCGCAGAAGAUUACGCAAGUGUACAACUGCAAGGACGUGUACAAAGCUCUAACCCACUCUGGCUACAUCACGUUAUAUUUAGACAAUUGGUAUUUGAUUCAUUGUUCUAACUUUGUAAAGUAGAUUCAUUCUUGUUCUCUUCCAAUAGAGGAAGUUUUGGUAGAUCAUUUGUUGUACAGGGGGGUUUACGUCAAAGGGUUCAGGUAGAGAUAGAGAUGUAGUAACCUCCACUUAGUUUUUUUUUUUUUUUGUCUUUUUGUUGUAACUGUACCAUAAUUAACACAAUACGUUCUUAGGAUUCACAUCUGAAAACAUAAAUCCAUGUUUAUGCAUCUUAAGACACUCUUUUAAGUUUGUUCUGUUUCUUGAUU